Rattus norvegicus (Norway rat) is the source of this 1302-nucleotide messenger RNA. The record is from RefSeq and is a predicted model, not a curated record. NCBI's taxonomy places the organism in Eukaryota, Metazoa, Chordata, Mammalia, Rodentia, Muridae.
AUACUUCCUUUCUCUAUGUAUAAGAAACUGGGAACUCAUGAGAACUGAUUCUGAUCACAAGAGGUUUCUUAUCCCCAACCAUGCUUCUCCUAGAUACCUGGGCCAACAUUCUUCACAGUGCCCUGCUCUUGGUCCUGCUUCUGGAACUUAAAGUCUUUCAGGACUCACAUAAAGACCAAGCUCCUCAUCUGCUUGCUACAUAUGUGAAAGAAGGCCUACAUCCAGACUAUGGGUGUACAUCAUUUGGUGAUUCAGAAUCUGAAAGCACCAAGGAUUCAGUAGCAGAUAUGAAAGAGCUGAAGGUGAUCCAGCCUAAGAAAUCAGUUUGUGUUGAUGCUGGAGGAUCAGUUACUCUGAAUUGCACAGUCACAUCUCUCACCCCUGUGGGGCCCAUCAAGUGGUUCAGGGGUGUAGGACACAGUAGGCAUCUGAUAUAUUAUUUCACCGGAUACCAUUUCUCCAGAAUAACAAAUGCCUCAGAUGCUACAAAGAGAGGCAACCUGGACUUUUCUAUCCACAUCAGUAAUGUCACACCUGCUGAUGCAGGUACCUACUACUGUGUGAAGUUCCAGAAAGGAAUAGUAGAGCCUGACAUUGAGAUUCAGUCUGGAGGUGGCACUGAGUUGUCAGUAUUUGUAGCAGAUAUGAAAGAGCUGAAGGUGUUCCAGCCUAAGAAAUCAGUUUGUGUUGAUGCUGGAGGAUCAGUUACUCUGAAUUGCACAGUCACAUCUCUCACCCCUGUGGGGCCCAUCAAGUGGUACAGGGGUGUAGGACACAAUAGGCACCUGAUAUACAAUUUCACCGGAUACCGUUUCCCCAGAGUAACAAAUGCCUCAGAUGCUACAAAGAGAGGCAACCUGGACUUUUCUAUCCACAUCAGUAAUGUCACACCUGCUGAUGCAGGUACCUACUACUGUGUGAAGUUCCAGAAAGGAAUAGUAGAGCCUGACAUUGAGAUUCAGUCUGGAGGUGGCACUGAGUUGUUAGUAUUUGAACUGAAGACAUCACACAUUGCUAAAAUCCUUGCAGCUGCACUCAUUGGAUGCAAACUACUCCUGGUAAUUGCUGUCACUCUCAUUUACAGGCACAGAUGCAAAAUGCUCGAAUAGAUUCAGCAUGGAAAUCAAUGCUGAUGAGAAGCCGCUGAAGACUGCUCAUAAAGACACAAUUAGGACAACUUGAAUUCAAAAUUUCUGGUUGUUUCUCUGCAUAUGUAUCAUUGUCCCAGAGCUUAAGUGCUAUGCAUAUUGAGUUGUAUUCUUGAUAUCUUUAUUUUCACUAUUAAAAGAAUUUAAAUAUGUA